Messenger RNA from Oryzias melastigma (Indian medaka), 6157 nucleotides. RefSeq names its product bromodomain-containing protein 8. Gene Ontology annotation, cellular component: NuA4 histone acetyltransferase complex. The transcript has 20 exons. Gene Ontology annotation, molecular function: protein binding. The coding region runs from base 854 to 3370 and encodes 838 amino acids. NCBI's taxonomy places the organism in Eukaryota, Metazoa, Chordata, Actinopteri, Beloniformes, Adrianichthyidae. The record is from RefSeq and is a predicted model, not a curated record.
GUAUUUAGAGUUUAUGACAUGCAAAAAUCUGGACAAAUAGCAAUGAAAAUGUAAUUAACAACAAAUUAUUUAUUUACAUUGUUAGCAUUUUUUUCCCUUCAAAACCAAAGAGCCACACGUGACUCCAGAGCCUCAGGUUGCAGAUAUCUAGCCAUAUCUUAGCCAAAACAAAUGAGCUCAUUUCAUGCAAAUGUGUGUCUUGUUGGUGUUAGUGAUGCUUUGUUUUUGGUGCAUAAACAGAAACCAGUUGUGCUGGUUGUGUCUGCAGCAGUUAGUCAUGGGUGAAUGGAGGGGAUGGAUCAGCAGCACUAUAACAUACUCCAUUAACUUAUACUUAUUUUUUAUUAAUUUUUUUUUAUUUUUUGUUUGUUUGCAAAAACAAUUUUUAUAUGUUAAGUAGCACAUAGAUUCAAUUUAUUUAUUUUUUUUUAUAUUAAAAAAAUAGAAAAUGUCAUUUAAAAAUAACUAUUUAUUUACUUAUUUUAUUUUCUUACUAGAUCCAUGUGUGAAAAAUGUGACUAGAACUCGUGUGUGAUGAUGUCAGUUCUGUUCAGGGUGAACUGUGGAGCCGCCUGCAGUCUCGGACGAUCGGAACCGAGGGAGGCGGGCAGGAGGAGGAACCACCAUGUGAGGCUAACGGCUCCUCUGAGGUCGCCUGUGGCCCAGAAACGGGGUUCCGAUGGAGCCCUAAGCCUUGGUGCGGACUCGGACCCAGCUGGUCGGAACUCAAGCGAUGAUCCGUCGCGUUCGCUGCUGAGGACCGAGAACCGAACCGACGUCGCGGCUCCGCGCCGUCGUCUGUUAGCGACUUUUCUGUCCAGGAGGAUGAGCGCGGCGGCGGGAUGACGGCAGGAUGGCGAGCGGGGCUGGGAAACACAAACUGCUGGUGAUUGGACCUACAGAACCAUGGACUGUGAGGGAGAAGCUGUGUUUGGCCACUUCUGUCAUGAAGAGUGGAGACCAGAACUGGGUUUCCGUCAGUCGAGCCAUCAAACCGUUCGCAGAACCCGGUCGACCACCUGACUGGUUCUCUCAGAAGCACUGCGCCUCCAAAUACUCGGAGCUCCUGGAAACAACCGAGGCCCCAAAGAGGAAGCGCGGUGAGAAAGGCGAGGUGGUGGAGACGAUUGAGGAUGUGAUCGUGCGCAGGCUGACGGCUGAGAGGAUCGAAGAGCUCAAGAGGUUCAUCAAAGAAACACAGGAAAAGCACAGGGAGCUAAAGAGGGAAGCCGAGCUUAUCCAGGCAGGACAUCUGGAUUCCAAACUGGAGGAGCUGUGGCAAGAAAUUCUACGGAAAAAGAAGCAGGAGGAGGAAGAGGCCGAGCUGAAAAGAAAAAACACAGAUGCUGCAUUUCAGGCCAGACAGGUGGCAAAGAACAUGCCGAAGCGGACGCCCAGUGUCACCAUGAACUCCCCCUCGGCCUGUGGAUCCCCAAGCCAGGAGUUCCCCCCAGGGGACCCAGCUGAGCCCCUGAGCCUGGAGGCUGGAUCCACUAAUAAGGCUUCAGUCAGGUUUAUGGCUCUUGCUGAGACCUCCGGACCUGAGAGCGACCUCCUCGUCCAGGGCGAUCUCCUGGACGCUCAGAAGCAGCUCUUCAGCCAGAAAGCCACACCGUCACCUUCUCCGCUCCUGUCGGAGUUACUGAAGAAAGGAAACAUCUUGGCUACUAAUUCCAGACUGGUUGUGGAGGGCAAUAUGUCUGCAGGUCACAUGACCGGAUCACAUGACCCACAGCUGACUCCAUCCUGUCCACCUCUCUCCCAGGCUACAGGGGCUCCGAUGUUGUCCCGCCUCCUGGAGGCAGGCCCCUCCCAGUUCUCCCCUUCAGACGGUUUCAUGGCGAGUGCAGGAUCUGCUUGCAGUGCUGCUGCAAGCCCCGAUCCUCUCAACUGUUCCAUCUCAGCAAGUUCAGAGGCUGAUGUGGCGCCGCCGUCCUGCCACGCCGUCCCUGGACAGCAGACGGGUGCAGAGGUCAGUGAGGAGGAUGUGACCCUGUCCUACCUGGGCGAUGAACUGGACAUGAAGACAGUGGGGGACAUCAUCGCCAUCAUUGAAGAAAAGGCAGACGAGGCUGCAGAGGCUUUGGACGCAGCAGCAGUCGAGGCUGCCCUGUCCCUCUGUGAGGAGAACGGCCAUGCCCUGCCUGCAGGCUGGGACUCUGGCCCCUUUCAGCCCAGAGAGUCCCAAACCGCAGCGACAACCGCAGCGCUGCAGCCCUCGUCUCUCUACUGCAGCAUGGAGGCGGGCUCGGAGGCCUCACUAAUCUGCAACAGUCAAAACAACCGUCUGGCCGGGUUCCCCUUAGAGCUGCGGAGCCCUCCUCCGGUCCCUUUAUCCUCGUGCGACUCAAAGACUUUGGAGCACUGCCAGAGUUCCCCCUCCAUCCAUUCUGAGGCAGAGACUGCAGAGCGGAGGGACACAAAGGAACUGGUACCAGUGGAUGGUACUGCUUUAAAAUGUGAAAGUUAUAGCGAGGCACAGAAAGGACCGGAAAAUGACGACAGAGACUAUGAAAAAGAAGAGAGCCCCUCUGUGAAAGGACAGCACAAGUCCCAGGAGCUAGAGGAUAGAAAUGAUGCUAGAAAUGAGGAAAAUCCUCCAGAGACUAAAGCAGACAGCAGUGCGGAGGAGCCAGAGGUAUGUGGAGAAGAAGAGGGUUAUGGGAUUGAGGGGUUCUUAUCAGAACCAGAUGGGGAAUUGGAGCUCCCACCUGCAGCUAGCGAGAGUGAGGAUGGAUGCAGCCUCCACACUGCGUCCUCAUCUCUGCAGCUCCACGCAGUCGCAGACUCCAUCCCCAGCAGCCCCGCAUCGUCACAGUUCUCUGUGUGCAGCGAGGAUCUGGAAGCCCUGCAGGCUCACAGGAUCUGGAAGAAAGCAAUUAUGCUUGUGUGGCGUGCAGCUGCCAAUCACAGGUAUGCAAAUGUCUUCCUGCAGCCUGUAACGGAUGAAAUCGCACCUGGAUAUCAUAGGAUCGUCCACAGACCCAUGGACCUGGCCACCCUAAAAAAGAACAUUGAGACCGGUUUGAUCCGGACCACGGCGGAGUUCCAGAGGGACAUCAUGCUGAUGUUCCAGAACGCUGUCAUGUACAACGGCCUGGAUCACGACGUGUACCACAUGGCUCUGGAGAUGCAGCGUGACGUCAUGGAGCAGAUCCAACAGUUUCUGGCCACCCAGCUCAUCAUGGAGACUUCUGAGUCUGGUAUCAGCUCCAAGAGCUUGAGAGGCCGAGAGAGUACGCACAAACAGGACUCCACUGACAAGGAUACCGUGUCCAUGUCCUCACCUGCCUUCCUCCUAUCUCUUUUUGAUGGAGGCACCAGGGGGCGCCGUAGUGCCAUACAAGCUGAUCUCAAGAUGAAGAAAUGAGUUUCUGCCUGAUAUUUUUUGUCCCUCUCUCAUACCCCCCUCUGCACAACAGAGCUUUCACCCUGCUCUCUAUAUUGACUUAAAGCCUGUGAUGAUGAGAGCCUCAUUACCUGAGAGACAGUCGCCCACAGGUGUGGAUUACACGUCUAAUCCUCAGAUUACUGCUGGCAGUCUUUGUGAGUUGCUCCAACUUUUCCUAAAUGAAACUGCAGGCCCCUCUGACUAACCAGGCAGCACACUAAAGUUUGGACUCAUCGACUCGUGCUGGAGAUGUGCCCAAACUCUCCACUUUUGCUGGAUUUGCUGACACUUAGUUUUUCCUCUUUUGAGCCUAAAACCACUGGGAGUGGUCACGUUUUAUUUCUGAGCACUUAUCUUCAUAUUUGGUGUUUAAACUAAUCAGUUUUGAUCAUAUUUACAUGAUGUUUUUAAAUAUGGAUGUAUCAUGUGAGCUCACUUGUUUUAGUCCUAACAAAGACAUUUUUGAAGUUCUGUUAGUGCUUUUGGAGAAACUGUGAUCAUUUUUUUUGUGAACUAAAGUAAUUGCAAGUACAAUAAAACUAUAAAGUGAUCCUUUAUAACAGCCAAAAUAUUAUAGUUUGUUGGUUAAUUUCUUUUUCGUUUAAGAAACUUUACAAAAUAUGUUUUCAGGUGUAGUUUUGGUGCCACAUCUUUGGAAUCGUUCUCAUAAAGUGCGAGAAUAUGAGGAGGAAGGAUAACUUUGUUGUUAUGUAAACAUGCCUCAUAAAUAUAACUGACUCAUAACUUUGAACCUGACCGAGGACUUUCCAGCUCGUGUUUGUUGCUUCUGUCAGCUGCCAUGUUCCUGUUUACAGUGUAAAUAGCUUUGAUCGGGUUCUCCUACAGGCUGUUCUGGUUCUGAGGAAUCCAGUAACGUAUUUUUUGUGUUGAAUAAUGAAAAGAAAAUAGAGAAAUAUGUUUGUUGGGGUCUCUCUUUACAUAAGCACAGAAACCUAGAUACAGCGUUGCUUUCAUGAAUCCUACCACUUUUGUAAAGAUGAUGGAGAGAAACACAAUAUUGGCCUUGGAAGCCUGGAAGAUUUUCUAAAUGCGACUUUAUAAAUGAGGACUACUUAUAGAUCACAGAUAAUUGAACCGUGUGACACUUGAGUGGUUUGCUUGAUAAAGAGUUAACAUGUUGAGCUCCAUCUUCUCAGUCCGACAAUAAGCUGUCAGAGCUGCAUGAACUAGCAUAGACGGAGACGAACCAGAGACGGCGAGAGUAAAGUUUUGGCAGGUUCUGGCAUGGUGAGGCACCGACGUCAAUCAGAUUUACAAACAUAUGAACCCUACAGAGUAACCUAUUCAGCUUUUAAUAGACAACAGUUAAAGUAUGUCGUUUAAAAUUUAAUUUCAACAUUUUCUUCUGUUUACACAGAGAAAAAAAAAAUCAAUAAAAUUGUUUUUAUUGACUUACUUUUACAGUUUUAAAAAUCUGUCUCAAUGAAUAUCACUCCCCAUGAUGUGUCUAAACAAAUUCAUGAGUUUAGACAUUUAUAAAAUGAUGCUAAACAAUUUUAUAUCUGGAUGGCUGCACUCGACUUGCUACCACUAAUUCUAUUAUUCUUUAGCCGCGGUGUCACAUUCUCUGUGCUCACCAGCACCAUCUGCCUUGAGGUCGGUGUACUGCGGCAUAUUUGUAAAGCAGAUAAAAAGACUAAAUAAGUCACAAAUUGGCACAGAUGUAAUCAGUCAGAUGGUGAAAAACAGAAAAAUUAAGUAAUUAAAAAUAAAGCGUCUUUUUUUAGGACAGAAAGACCGAAAUAAUACAGCGCUUACAUCAGUGUGUGCGGAACAGGGGAGGCUCAUAACUCCUAAAUUGGAUACUUUUUUACCAAAGAAACAUUGAAAACCCACACAGAAAAGGUAAUCAUAUAAUAGACAUAUCUGAAAAAUAUUUGUUUUUAAUAAUGAAAAGUAUAUUCAUCUUGUUUAUGCAUUUUCUAAGCUUUAUUGUGCAGGUGAGGCACAGGCUUACUGACUGCACGUCACUGAGUUUUGGUGAGUUUGGUGUGUUCCAUUGAUUCUGUUCUUGUUUGUGUACAUACGUAUUUUUAAAUUGACUUUUUUUCUGUUUUAGAAGUCUUAACUAAUUAAUUUCAAAGAGAUCACAAUCUUAAUAACGUUUAAACCAGAGUUUAAAACAAAUUCAUAUGACUUAACUAAAUAUGUAUAAACUUAUCUUACUGAUCCACAUGUGAAGCUUAUAAAAAAAUGAAAAAUAAAAAAUAAGAACCAAAGAGGCCAACACUGUUCUCUGGUUACAUCUUUAAUUUCGAAGACUUUUUUGGCUGAAAGCUCCAGUCCGCAGCGAUUCCUUCCACAACCCUGACUUUUUUUUUUAAUCACAGUAGAAAAUUGACAUGUUUUGCAGCUGGACAGUGCGUCACUGUUUCCACUCAUUUACAAUGAUACUGCAUGUUUUCACCAAGGUGUCUCCGCUAAAGAAACAAACAUGAAUUUAGCCAUGUGUUUUAGCAAGCAGCUGUAACAAGAACAAAGGGGAAUAUUAACACAUAAACGCAAUCAAUGAAGCUAGGUAUUCCAUGAAUAUGAGGACGGCUAAGGCAGUUUGGCAUGACAGCAGGUAAUGGAGGUAUUAAUGACCGCAUAAGGGAUGAGUGGAUGUAGAGAAUAACAUUUUAUAAAGUCAGCUUUCUAGUUUUAACAGCCAGAAUUCCACCCCCUUGACAUCUAUUUGUUUAGAUUUAAGAAGGAUAAUCUGCCUUUUUUCACAAGAAAUCUCCAAAAGUGGAAAAAAAAAAA